This is a messenger RNA of Dibothriocephalus latus, 1119 nucleotides long. Lineage: Eukaryota; Metazoa; Platyhelminthes; Cestoda; Diphyllobothriidea; Diphyllobothriidae. The record is from the annotation of a GenBank genome assembly.
AUGAGCUCCCAUUCGGGUUCUCCGCACUCGCCGCUCGAUCUAGAUAGUGAUAUGGAUUUGUGUGAAGCCUAUUCUUCUGCGAGCGACUUAGACCUUGACCUCCUUACGCAUGGUCUUUCGGGCAUCCCGAAACUUUGGCAUCGAAAUAAUUCAUCUGAUUUCAAGAGCACGUCACCGGAAUCCCUUCUCUCAAUUACGGCCAGAUACAUCGCAGCCAAUUUGCCUUUUGAGGUUGUCGAGUUGAGUCCUUUCACGGUUCCAGAAGAACUCCAAAAGCUGAUCGCAUUUUACAGUUUCCCAACCGAUGAAGCUGAUAUUUGGUUGUAUUCUUGCCUGAGUGUUGGCGGGUCUUAUGCUUUUACCCAGGGCGAACUGCUGUGGGCGAAGGGCGCGGUUCGUGACUGCAUGCAAAUAGGAUUUCAUCUCAGUGCUAAUGUUGUCACUGGUGUGGGUCAGACUGUAAUGAGCCCACCGGUGCCAGAGACCACUCUUCCCCCAGUUCCUCCCAUCUCUAAUCUUCCACCGUCCGUAAUGCAAGACCAACUGCAACCGCAUACUGCAUUCGAAUUAAAGCCAAACACCGUUAUUCAUCGUGUGUCCCUGGCAUUUGAUCGGCAACGAAUCACAUCUUGCUCCUGUACAUGCACAGCUGAUAUUGAUGAAGAUGUUCAACUGUACAGGCCAGCUCCCUUUUUGCCUCCACCCGUGGAUAAUGACCGCUUCUCAGCCACUGCCCAAGGCUCAAAUACUUAUCUUCACUCCUACUACACUCCCGACCUUAUGGCCUUUUCGCGCACCGCCCCUGCACCCAAUUAUGCAUCAGCAAUUUCCGCCGUCCCUGGUAUUGUCGGCGAACAUGCCUCAGCCGCCGCUGCUGCUCGCUGCUUCUCGGGUUUUGUUUCGCCCUAUGGUAUUUGGUGUUCACAUGUUGUGGCUGCCUGCCUUUUGCGGAUUCGUUCGCCAAACAGUGUUCUUUUGCGCGCUCCGAUAUCUGAAUCGUUAUCAAAAUUAUCCAAAGUGGAACUGCAGAAGUUUGCACAGAACUUAAUCUGUCAGAUGGGAGCUAAAAAGGUAAGCCCUGAAAUAAGUCUACAUAAAUUCUUGCGUGAAAUAUUAUGA